This is a messenger RNA of Diversispora eburnea, 250 nucleotides long. NCBI's taxonomy places the organism in Eukaryota, Fungi, Glomeromycota, Glomeromycetes, Diversisporales, Diversisporaceae. The record is from the annotation of a GenBank genome assembly.
AACUUCACUUAUUCAAAAUGGAUUUGAUUUAUCAUCAUCACCACCUCGAGCCACUUUUAAUUAUCCAUCUUUCGUUCUUAAAUUAAAAGAAAUUGAUGUCAAUGAUUUAUUAUGUCAAUUGGCCAAAAAAGUACCAGAAUCAUUUGAAACUAUUGAAAUUAGAAUGGGAACAUUUAGUGCUGAUAGUUUAAGAAACUUUUUUGAAGGGUGGCGUUGUAAAGGAAGAGGAGAGAAUAAAGGCUUAUUGUAA